AUGACUAGAAAUAUAGCGUUGAAAUGUAGAGGAGAGACAAAAGUGGGCAACGGUUCCGACAAACUCAUAAGAUUCUGUAUAUCAAAAGUCAUUGGAGAGCAGAUGUAUGUGCCGUUAGUGAGAGAAAAAAGUACUGUACAUAUAAGUGGCGUAACUAAGCCUUCGGAGAAUAUCAGUCCCACUAAAGAAUCGCCAAAAGCGAGUCACAAACAAGUGGUGCCGACUUUCUUCCAGCGCCCCGUAAUAUAUCGGUUGUACUCAUCC
This is a messenger RNA of Medioppia subpectinata, 264 nucleotides long. The record is from the annotation of a GenBank genome assembly. NCBI's taxonomy places the organism in Eukaryota, Metazoa, Arthropoda, Arachnida, Sarcoptiformes, Oppiidae.